AUGCCAUCUUUGCACAAAGAAUACCUGACCCUGGUGCCCCCGUCUGUAAAUCUGCAGUGCGUGUUUGGGGGUUCGUGCCCCUCUGUAUGGCAGAAUAAGAUGGUUAUGUCUCAGGGCACAUACACUUUUCUCAGUUGUUUCGCUGGUUUCUGGCUUAUCUGGGGACUCAUAGUACUGCUGUGUUGCCUGUGCAGUUUUCUAAGACGCCGCAUGAAGAGACGUAGAGAAGAAAGGCUGCGGGAGCAGAGUCUACGUUCUGUACACAUUGAACCACUUCAGUAUGAGGAGUAUGUCAGCAGCAGCCCUCGCAUCCCUGUGGCACAUCGGAUUCGGGCACAGCAGGCAGCCCAACCACCACCACAACAACCAGCAGCAGCACAAGCUCGACCAUGGUCUGCAACACGCAGGAAUGAACCGGACUUGUCUCAACCACCUUGUUAUGAAGAAGCACUACUCAUGGCUGAACCCCCUCCACCAUACAGUGAGGUCCUUACUGAUACUCGAGGCAUCUACAGAAAAAUCCUCAGUCCUUUUCUCUCUGUUCAGGAUGAGCUGGUGAAACCAGAGCAACCCCUGAGCCAUAAACAACAUCUCACAGGACAACAAAAUACUCAACCACUUCCUGGCGCCCUAAGCUCCCAGAUUCCACCCAAUCCCCCUCAAGAAGCACCAAGCCGAAGACGGCCAUCUUGGUCAGGCUCUGAAAUUGGAAGUGGAGUACUGCCUGGAUUGCCAAGGGGCUGCCAACUGAUUUUCCCAAUUCCCCUUCUGGGCAGGACUACAGCUGUUUAA
Staurois parvus is the source of this 792-nucleotide messenger RNA. NCBI's taxonomy places the organism in Eukaryota, Metazoa, Chordata, Amphibia, Anura, Ranidae. The record is from the annotation of a GenBank genome assembly.